Messenger RNA from Macroventuria anomochaeta, 1574 nucleotides. RefSeq lists its product as uncharacterized. The transcript has a single exon. The record is from RefSeq and is a predicted model, not a curated record. NCBI's taxonomy places the organism in Eukaryota, Fungi, Ascomycota, Dothideomycetes, Pleosporales, Didymellaceae. Bases 76 to 1365 code for a protein of 429 amino acids.
CACCUCUGACUUCGAGGACCUUCACCGACGCCUCACCGGAGGACACACGUCGUUUGGCGACACCGCACACCGACAAUGCAGCCCACCGUAGGCCAGAGGGCGCUGAGCACCCUGGCAAAGAAGCUCCAUCCGCAACUGCCACUCACCCCACGCGAGAGCCAGCAGCUCCUCAAUCUACUCACUACCUCUUUCCGCACUCACCUCGACCGCGAGCACCCUGUACAUAUAUCAGAGAAGGUCCAGGAUCCUGCCCUACGCAAGACUCUUGGUCGCGAAGACCAUGGUUCUCUCCACGCCCCAUCUUCAGCCGCGCUGGCCUCGCAGCACAUUGAUGCCGUCUUGUCCAACCCUCUAUUCGCCGUGAAGCCCUCUCGACGAGGCUCAGAGUCUGCUGCGUCAGAAAUUUUAAAGGACCCUAUGGGCUGGUUUCUGAACCAAAUUGCAUCAGGAAGUGCCACUCUCUCCAAGACUUCUCUCUGCCUUGAGAUACUCGAUAGGCACACAGCUAAACAGAGUCCGCAACUGCACGAAGGCAAGACACCUGGUGCUAUCAUUGGUGAUUGGCUGCGCUCCAGCGGGUUGGAUACGUCCAAGGAGUUUCUCGAAAUGUGCAUUGCGAAGCCCCAGACUAAGCGACCUUCCAAUACCUUCAUCUCCCGCCUUGUGACUAUACUGAUCGCUGAUGGCAAGAAGCCGCUUCUUUGGAAGUGGUUCGCACGUCCUUGGCAUCAAGGCCUGAGCCCUUCGAAGGCGCUUUUAUUCAGACAGCAGCUGUUGAAGCACAUGGUACACGCUGAAGCCAGCCAAGACCUAUAUCGAGGCAUCGUGCUGUUCAGAAGAGCGUAUGAAAUAACUGGAGAGCACCCUGACAAAUGGUACGAAAAGCUGAGGCCUGCCGGACAAUAUCUCGUACAAGCCAUCAUGUCAAAACCAACAAAUUCGAUUAGCCACGAUCUCUAUAACUCUUUCAGACAAACUACCAAGCUCUGGGUUCCCGGCAAGUGGGCGCAGGCCGUGGACUCGAUGCUGUACCUUCACCACCCAACUACGGCGUCUGCUGCACCGGGCCUACGAUUCAUUCACGACCCCGCUGGCGCUGCUACGUACACCAAAGCCAUGCCAAGUCAAAGACGCUUCAUCGUCCAGCUCAGCUUGGGCGUCGCACGACAGCUUCUUGAAGAAGAGAGCUAUGAAGAUGCACAGGCCGUCAUGGCGUUCACCAAGCAGCACUUCCCUGAUCUUGUCUUGUCGAACCUUCCUACCGAACAGAGGACAGUUGUUGAUCGUCAGUCGAGCAAGAUCACCAAGGCACGGAGAGAGGAAGAAAGGAACCUUGAGCUGCUGGACGGUCUUGUACCAACUUGAAACGCUCAACCCCCAAGGUCAUACUGCCAAACAACAACAUCUAGCUCGCGCCACAGCCAGUAGCAUGUCGCUUGCCAGAUCUCCGAAUAGACGCUUUGCAAUCUCAGUCACGCCAGAAGAACACAUCGACAUCUACCAGAUGGAAGAGAGAGGCCGAAGCGAUCCUAGCCGCAAGCAUCAGAGGUAUGCGAGUCCCCUGAGCCACAAGC